CAUUAGGAGAGAGAUCACGUUGCUGUUUAAAUCACAUGCAGUCUUUGACUGUUUAUUUUGUUUCCAAAUUGUUCAUGUUAAUUUGAUAUAGUUUCAAAGUUGAGAGGACUAGCAGUAUAGUCAUGUUAAAAUGUUAAUCAUGUUAAUUAAUUUGAUGAUAGUUGAUGGUGGUUGGUCCUCAUGGGGGAGGUGCUGUUUCACUUGUGGUGGUCAAAUCUCUGUUACAAUAACUAUUAUUAUAUACCAUUUGCAAAACUGGCAAGAUGUCAGUAAUGUUAAUCAUUUCAACAUGUUAAUAAUGUUAAUUGAUUUCUAAAAUGAUGAUAGUUGGUGGUGGUUGGUCCUCAUGGGGGACAUGCAGUGUAACUUGCGGUGGUGGAUUGUAGAGGACCACAUGAUGUGGAAGGGAUUGUCAAGGACCUACUCUCAUGUUGCAACAUGUAUAACUGUCCCAGGGAGAGUAAGAAGUCAGUGUUUUAUACCUCCCAUCCACAAAAACUAAAAAUGGAAAAUUUUAAGCUUUACAAAAAAAUGAAAUGAGAAACUAAAACUUAUCAAAAUUCUUGUAACAAUUAACACUUUCCUUCUGGUGUUAUUAUACAUCCUCUUGUUCUUUAUUUAUGGUAAAUAACAAGUGUGCUUUGCCAGUAGCUACUUGCAGUCUUUUACUGUUUGUGUUUCCCAAUUUAUUCCUUACCUUACUUUAUUUCAUGUGGUUCCAAAGUUGAAAGGACUAGCAGUAUAGUCAUGUUAAAAUAUUAAUCAUGUUAAUUAAUUUGAUGAUAGUUGAUGGUGGUUGGUCCUCAUGGGGGAGGUGCUGUUUAACUUGUGGUGGUCAAAUCCCUGUUACAAUAACUAUUAUGAAGAUGUUAUACACUGCAAUGUAGGGUUUGGUUCUUUAGGAGUCUGCAUUGAUUUACAUCUUGGAGUGGGAAGUGGAACAAUUCAAGAUGGUCACAUGACUGCUUCUUCUGUACGUAAUGCCAGCACACCAGCCAAGAAUGGUCGACUCAACUACACAUCAGGAUCAUCAUGGUGUGCAGGAACCAGUGACACCAACCCAUAUCUGCAGAUUGAUCUACAGACACUUCAUGUCAUCUGUGCUGUUUCAACUCAAGGGAAUUCUCAAGCAGAUCAGUGGGUGAAGAAUUAUACACUGCAAUUAUCCACAAAUGGGACAACUUGGACAGAAUACAAGGAAGGUGGAAAAGCUAAGAUUUUAAAAGGAAACAACGACAGGAACUCAGAAGUGAAGCAUGUUGUUUAUGGAGUGUUGACAAGAUAUCUGCGUUUUCUGCCAAAAACACAAGAGGGUGGGGUGUGUAUGAGAACAGAGAUGUUUGGAGUAGAAAAAAAAGCUUGUUAUUUUACGGCCAUUGGUUUGCAUUAUGGUGGUAAAAUUCCAGACAGUAGCUUCACAGCCUCCUCAAUGUAUGAUUUUCGUUAUGAAGCUGAAAAUGGUCGACUGAAUAACAAUAUGGGAAGGGGAUGGGGACCAACAGUAAGAAACGAUCCUGGCGAUUACCUACAAAUUGACCUGCUGUGCGAGUAUGUCAUCUGUGCAGUGGCUACUCAGGGAAGUCCACGCACAUCAGAAUGGACAACAAAGUACAAAAUACAAUUAUCUCAUGAUGGUGUCACUUUUAUCACCUACCAAGAAAACAAUAGAGCAAAGGCCUUUCGUGGAAAUUCAAACAGCAACGCCAUUAAAAAGAACAGUCUUGAUGAAUUUGCAAGUGCAAGGUUCAUCCAGUUUGUGCCAACAGCGUAUCAUAAUUGGAAAGUUCUGAGAGUGGAAGUAUAUGGAGUUUGUAAGUAUCUUCAAACUUUACCUAAUACUCAAUGAGAAUUUAUGAUCUUGUUCCUUUUUAUGGGGAUAAUACAAGUAUGAUAAUUUAAUUAGGGUCAAAUGCCUUCUCUGAUUUCAUAUUGUUUUAAUGCCUUUUAUCAAACUCAGUGUGACAGUCCUUUAUAACAAAAUCUAGGCUUUGACUGAGUUUUAACUUUCAAGGUGAUUCUUUUCUUCUAUUAUAAUACUUUGAGUCUUCUAACUUUUAUAAGAUUUUUAUCAGGGAAUCUGCUAAUUAACCAUUUUGUAUAACAAUGAAUAUAAUUUACAUUUGAAGGGGAUUUAUUUUCUCCUAUUAAAGAAUUUAACAUUUUUACUUUCCAUGUAGGUUUUGUGAAACCAAUCAGAUUGUAAUUAUCUUCAUACUAUAACUAAUACUAAAUGAGAAUGUGGCUUAUAAGGAUACACAAGUAUGAUGAUUCAAGGUCUAAUGCUUCCAAUGAUUUUCAUAAUUUUUUUAUGCUUCUAUCAAACUCUGCAGAAGGGUCCUUUUAUUGGGCAAUUUAAGCUUUGACCUCAUUAUAACUUCAAAGAUGAUUCCUUCCUUCUAUUAAUAUCUUGAGUCUUUUUACUUGAAUCAAAAUUUUUAUCAGGGAAUCUGCUAACCAUUCUGUAUAACAAUGAAUAAAAUCAACUUUUAGAGGGAUUUUUCCUUGUACUAAUACAUUAAAUAUUUUUACUUUUCAUGUGGGCUUUGUGGAACCAAUCAGGUCCUAAGAAUCUACAUACUUUACCUAAUACUUAAUGAGAAUGUGGCCUUUUCUUUUUAUGAGGAUAUAUAAAUAUGAUAAUUCAGGGUCAAAUGCUUACUCUGAUUUUCACAUUUUUGUAAUGCCUUUUAUCAAACUCAGCAGGUGAGUCCUUUCAUUAGGAAAUCUAGGCUUUGACUGAAUUAUUUCCAUUUUACAGUUCCAGGCACCAUAUUGGAUUUGUAACCACGCAGACAUGAUCGCGAGGCUAGUGUUGAGUGCAUGGUUACUAAAACAAGGAAUGACCUGCAAUACAUACAUACAUACAUACAUACUUUAUUUAUUCCAGAAGCAGACUAUGUAUACACUAAGAGGAAAGGGAAAAUAUGCUUCCAGAAAAGGAAGUUAAGAGGUUAUCCCUAUGUGAAAACUCCCUAAAAAAUAAGUCUAAAUGAAAAUAAAAUACUUAGUUAUAAUUAAAUAUUUAAGUACAAUUUAAGCUGAGAUUUAAAAUGCUGAAGAUUAUCAGCUUCCACUGUUUCUUGGUAAUUCAUCCAUAAUUUAACAAUCCUAAUGAAAAACGAAUGUUUAUAACAAUAAUUAAGUCUUGCUGGUUUGAUGUAAAGUUUGUACUGAUGAUUUGCUCUCGUACAUCUAGUUAUGACGAAAUCAAAAAAGUUUCCAAAAUCUAAAUGGUAAAAACCAAAAAUAAUUUUACAACACUCAACUAAAGAUAGAUAAGUUCUACAGUCGGAAAGAGUAGGCCAUUUUAGCAAUUUGCAUCGGUCUUCGUAGGACAUGUCUCCUUUGCGUUGAUUUAAAGCAAGUCUUGAAGCUCUUCGCUGUACAUUCUCAAGAGCAUGGAUGUCCUUGACGAGGUAAGGACACCAGACAGGUACCACAUAUUCCACAAUUACAGUGAUCUACAACGACCUACAAAGAGCUACAAUGACCUACAAUGAGCUACAAUGGGUUACCACGGGAACAAGGAAUGACCUAAAAUGAUUUACAACGACCUACAAUGAGCUACAAUAAGCUACAAUAAGCUACAAUAAGCUACAAUGAGCUAUUAUGAGUGUUACGAAAAAUUGUGGUGACUUGCGUGACUUUACGCGUGGGUUUGUCAUUUGGCGGAAAAGUUUAAAUAAAGAUACCUAAUGAAUAAACUUACCACGAUUAUUCCUUUCAUUCAUUCAUUCAUUCAUUCAUUCAUUCAUUUUUAUUCGCACUAUUUCGAGAGGUUACAGUAGAGAUUGCUAUAGAUUACAAAAGUCAGAACAUAUAAGAACAGCUUAUGAUCUGUUCCGCACAAGAUAUUUACACAAGGUGACAGCAACUUAAGAUGACACAAUGGGUAAAAAGAGUGAAUGGUGCUAAAGACGACUGACGUAGCCUCAUGAUAGUGUGAUGACCUUUUUGUUUUGCUGUCUAAAAAUAUCAAUGAGUUAAAGGUGUUAACAGGCCAAAUACCUCUCAUAGUCUCGUGGCGCUGUGAUACGUUACGGUAGUUUGGAAAAUAGAGAAUUUCAGAAUUCGGAACCAGAACCGGAAUACUCGGAAUACCCAGAAUUCCCAGAAUGACCGAAAAAUAUCAAAUUAAAAAAAAAGAA
Messenger RNA from Stylophora pistillata, 4148 nucleotides. RefSeq names its product lactadherin. NCBI's taxonomy places the organism in Eukaryota, Metazoa, Cnidaria, Anthozoa, Scleractinia, Pocilloporidae. The record is from RefSeq and is a predicted model, not a curated record.